Molecule: messenger RNA, 2167 nt
Organism: Populus nigra (black poplar)
Lineage: Eukaryota; Viridiplantae; Streptophyta; Magnoliopsida; Malpighiales; Salicaceae
Product: E3 ubiquitin-protein ligase RGLG5-like
Exons: 12
Coding region: 261-1736 (491 amino acids)
Biological process (GO): protein K63-linked ubiquitination
Molecular function (GO): ubiquitin protein ligase activity
Source: RefSeq, a predicted model, not a curated record
CAUUGCGUGUACUCUGCCUGCUCUAUAUAUAUUUAUUUAUUUAUUUCAAUCAAUUGCGUUUUCAUUAAUCAAAAUUCAAAACCCACUUGGCAUCGAUGCUUUGCUUCUUCUCUCUUUCUUUGGGUGCUUAAUCGUGGAAACUUACAGAUGAGAUGAGUGAACAAGCUGUCUCUUUGCAAGCAAAACAUUUGUGUAGUCUGAGCUGAUCAGCCGGAAAGGAGAGAUUUUUUUUUUUCUGUUUGGAAUCAAUUAGCUUGCUGAUGGGAGGUAAAAGCUCAAAAGGGUCAAGAGGGAGAGAUUAUUCUUCUUAUGGUUCAGCCAAUUCUUCAUCUUCAUGGAAUCAAUAUGGAUAUCCUCCAGCAUCAUCAUAUCCAUCUCCUCAACAUGAUCCCUAUUGGACACAACAACAUCACCAUGCACCUGCUCCCAAUCCAUCUUAUCCUUAUGAAUCACAAAUGCCCCCCCAACAACCACACAAGAGGUUGGACAGGAAAUACUCGAGAAUAGCUGAUAAUUACCAGACUUUGGAUCAGGUGACUGCUGCUCUUGCUCAAGCUGGCUUAGAGUCUUCUAAUCUCAUUGUUGGAAUUGACUUCACAAAAAGCAAUGAGUGGACAGGUGCAAGAUCAUUCAAUCGACGAAGCUUACAUGAUAUUAGAAAUGGUCAAAAUCCGUACGAACAAGCAAUAUCAAUUAUUGGCAGGACUAUGUCUGCAUUCGAUGAGGAUAACUUAAUUCCAUGUUUUGGAUUUGGAGAUGCAUCUACACAUGAUCAAGAUGUCUUUAGUUUCUUUCCUGAAGAGAGAUUCUGUAAUGGAUUUGAGGAAGUGCUGACACGAUACAAAGAAAUUGUUCCUAACCUUCGGCUCGCUGGACCGACAUCUUUUGCACCUGUUAUUGAAAUGGCCAUUACUAUUGUUGAGCAAGGUGGUGGGCAAUACCAUGUUUUGCUGAUAAUUGCUGAUGGACAGGUGACUAGAAGUGUUGACACAAAUCAUGGCCAGCUCAGUCCACAAGAGAGAAGGACAAUCGAUGCAAUUGUAAAGGCAAGUGAAUACCCUCUAUCGAUCAUUUUAGUUGGAGUCGGUGAUGGACCUUGGGAGAUGAUGAGGGAGUUUGAUGACAACAUCCCUGCUCGAGCCUUUGACAAUUUCCAGUUUGUGAAUUUUACAGAAAUAAUGUCCAAAAAUGUGAGUCAGUCCAGAAAAGAGGCAGAAUUUGCUCUUGCAGCAUUGAUGGAAAUACCUUCUCAAUACAAAGCAACUAUUGAGCUUGGCUUAUUGGGCAAUCACCACAGAGGGAAUGCACCAGAGAGGGUUCCUUUGCCCCCACCACUUUACGGUCAAACUUCUUCAAGCAAAUCGAAAGCUUCCCGUUCAAGCAGCUUCCAGCAGCGUGUACCUUCUUACUCUGCAUAUGAUACACCAGUUAGUGGAUAUGAAACAACAGCAAAGAGGGCUUCAUCUUCAUAUGAUACACCAGUUAGUGGAUAUGAAACAAAAGCAGAGAGGGCCUCAUCUUCAUAUGAUACACCAGUUAGUGGAUAUGAAACAACAGCAGAGAGGGCUUCAUCUUCUAGCUCUGUGUAUGAUAAUCAGGUUUGCCCCAUUUGUCUCACUAAUCCAAAGAACAUGGCCUUCGGUUGUGGGCAUCAGACUUGUUGUGAUUGUGGAGAAGACCUCCAAGUGUGCCCCAUAUGUCGAGGCCCAAUACAGGCUAGAAUCAGGCUCUAUUAGUAAAUCUCAAUGCGUUCUCUGAGAUCAUCUCUGCUCCCUGCAUGUUUGGUUCGGUGGGAGCUGAAUCAAAUGCUCAUUAUUCUGAAUAGCCAUUCAACAGUGUUUCUUCGGAAAGCAGGGAAAAGAAAUGGUUUAUAAAUAACCUUCAAGAACCAGUUUUAAGAUUGUGCAGAGUUGAUUUGUUUCUUGGUGGAUGUAUUUUUCGGCGAGGACAAACGGGAAACUAGUUAGAUUUAUGCAAUCUUGUAUAGAUCAUGGCUGAGUACUCUGCCCAAGACGUGUGUUUCAUAAGUUGGUUUUGCAAAAAGGAGUUAAUGAACUACACUUGGAUUAGGAUGAGAUAGGUUUUUCUUAGCUGUUGAUGAACAAAAACUAAAAUCCAUUUUUUUUAAUAUGUAUAUAUUUGUGGUGUUAUUUCUGUUUUUGGACAA